This is a messenger RNA of Nomia melanderi (Alkali bee), 2116 nucleotides long. RefSeq lists its product as uncharacterized. The record is from RefSeq and is a predicted model, not a curated record. Gene Ontology annotation, cellular component: nucleus. NCBI's taxonomy places the organism in Eukaryota, Metazoa, Arthropoda, Insecta, Hymenoptera, Halictidae. Gene Ontology annotation, biological process: regulation of transcription by RNA polymerase II. Gene Ontology annotation, molecular function: DNA-binding transcription factor activity, RNA polymerase II-specific; RNA polymerase II cis-regulatory region sequence-specific DNA binding.
CCUGUGUGCCUGGUCCCUGAACGAACCUCCACAGCGACACAGGGGAUCCGCGUCCGUGUUUCUUCUCUAGUCAGUCAGUCAGUCAGCCAUCGGAGUCUCCUUGAUCCGCGCACGCCGCGUCUUCUCUCCUCGGAACGGUGCGCCUCGGGCGGAUCUCUCCGGAUCGGAGUCCGUCGAUCGUAUUGUUCGCCAGUCGUCCGAUCGGGUAUUCACCGGUGUGAAUGACGGAUCGCCCGGCGACGAUUUCCGGGUUGUACACCGAGGACUGAGUGGCCAGAGGAUCCGGCUCGCGAAAGAUCGUUAUCGGUGUCCCGAUAACGGCGAGCAGACGCGUCGACGGAGUGACGGAAGCCGAUGCGACGCCGAUACCGCGUAUAUCGAGACAGCCAGAGGGUUCGGGCCAUCGAUAAAUUAUCCGGGACCGAUAACCCCCUGGGAUUAAUUAUCGACCUCUUCCCUUCGGCCCGGUUCUUUACGAUGCGCGCUCCACGGUCCACGUGAGGAUUGGACGAGUCCGCGAUAAAACGAGCCACCGAUAAACCCGCGCUUCGGCGAAAUUCGUUUCCUCGCCCCCGAUUCUCGGAGAGAUAAUAAUCUACCGAGGCCUGACAGAGGAAUCCCAUCGUCCGCGUCGCGAAUGCGGAGGACCGCUGAUAAGUGAUCGACCACGAGAUUCGAAGAGAUGGAGGCCCACCAUGAUAACGGAGUGUCGUCGGCGACGGAGACGAAGGCCGGGCCCUCGAGCGAGCCAUGCGGCAGCUCGUUGGACGAUGUCGUGGGCAAGUUGCUGCAAGGUUACGAUUGGACGUUGCUUCCGGUAACAUCGCGAGCUGGAGGUCGGAGGAGUGCCCACGUGAAACGUCCGAUGAACGCGUUCAUGGUCUGGGCGCAGGCUGCGAGGCGUAGACUAGCGGAUCAGCAUCCGCAGCUGCACAACGCUGAGCUGUCGAAAUCGUUGGGCAAACUGUGGAGAAUCCUGAGCGACCGUGAGAAGCAGCCAUUCGUGGAGGAGGCUGAGAGGCUGAGGAACGCGCACAAGAAACAGCAUCCUCAUUACAAGUACCAGCCACGCCGCAGGAAACCGAAGCCAGAGGAGCAAAUGGGUAUCGUGAUGCACCGUGGUCCUCUAUCCUCGCCAGGCACCUCGCUGGACUCGACGAGCUCCUCCGACUGCACGUAUCCCCGCCUGUACCCGGACACCAGCCUGAAAACGUACGACAGACCAACCUACCACGAGAGCAAAGCCACCUACGACCUCUCCAGGUCAUCUUGGCCCAGCGACGCGACCAAGUAUCCCGUCGAUCACGAGAACAAACCGUACGAGACCAACGCGAAGAGCUACACGGACGCGAAAUGCUACGACGCCGUCAAGUAUCACGAGGUAUCCGCGGCGAAGUACCACGAGACGAUGCCGAAGUACUCGGAUCUGCAAGCGAAGCCCUACGAUCUGCCCAAGUACCCGGAAACGCUCAAGUAUCCCGCGGACGUGACGAGUCCCAGCAAAUCGUACGCGUGCGUGCACAGCCAGUAUUACUCCGCGCCCGAGGGAUACGCGAUGCACGAGGAGAACGACUACCAAACGCAGCCCGUCUCCACCCACUCGUUUUACCCGUACAUUUCUGCGUCCAUGACGCAGCCCCCUUACUACAUGGGUCCUCGGUAGAUCCCGCGGAAACCCGUUUGCGCGCGGAACUGCCCGAAUCCAAGGAGAACGGUUUUUGACACUAAACGUAUGUAGGUUUGUUCGAAAAUUCUAAUCCUUUGGGUCGUUUUCUUUCGGAUUUUCAUUUCUAUGUUGUUUUAACACUUAGCCAACCGAAUGGGGAGAUCUCCCACUUUUCACUUAGCAACGUGUUGCCUUUUAUUCUGUUUAUCUUUUCUUUUGUUAUUUAGUAAGUUUUGAAGCGGGAUUAUUUGCAAUUCAUGAAAUACGGUUCUUGUUUUUACAAAACAGUUUCUAACCAAAUUCACUGAAUGAGUUCAAUUUAUAGUUCUUUUUAGGUCGCUUAAGUGUUAACACGUUCUAUGUGUAUCAUAUAUGGUAUAUAAAAAUUUUUGUGGGAAAUGUUUAACCCUUCGCACUCGAGAAUAUUUUUCUUGAGAAAUAUUCAUUAUU